Messenger RNA from Rotaria socialis, 1008 nucleotides. NCBI's taxonomy places the organism in Eukaryota, Metazoa, Rotifera, Eurotatoria, Philodinida, Philodinidae. The record is from the annotation of a GenBank genome assembly.
AUGAUAAAAACAUCAACUCUUACUAAAACAAUUUUUAAUCAUCAACCUCAUUCUCAACUGAUUACUUUUCAUACACCAUCAACAACUUCUUCAUCAGGAUCAACAAGUGAAACAGAUCCGUCAUCAUUAAGUUCUUCUUAUAAAAGUAAUAGUGGUACCAAUGGCAUCAAUGUCAAUGACGAUAUAAAUUCCAUUCCACAGGAUAAAUCAACCUUUGUAUUGGCAGCUGUAAUUGAUAAACUCAAACGUGAAUUAACAACAGUAAAACAAGCAAAGAGCCAGUUAGAAACACUCUAUAAAGUAAAAUGCAAAUCUGAUCUUGAAAAAGCAGCUAAAAUAACCAAGCUUCGUCUACAAUAUGAACAUGAAUUGAGCACAUUUUGUAAACAGGACCAACAAGAUCUUGUAAGAUAUUUACAACGCCAGUUGAUUUCACGUGAUCAGCGUAUUGCUGAACAAUCGUAUGAUAUUGAAAAUCUGAAAAACUUGUCUGUACCUGAUAGUAUUGAUAAUAAUAAUAAUAAUAAUAAUAAUCCAAAUAUUUAUAAAAAGAUUGCAUCCAUACAAAUUUUAAGAAGCAGUGAUCUUGAUGUUAUUACUUUAACAAAUCAACAUGCGUAUGAUAAACAAGAACAAGCAUUAGAAAGACAAAAUAAUAUUGAAUUGCAUGAUCGUGUAAAAAGAUUUGAUCGACAAAUAGAAAUACUAAAACAAGAUCAACCGAAAGAUCAUGACAAAGAACUAAUUAAGCGAGCUUUAGCUAAACAAGCCAUCGAAUAUAAAAAAGUAUUAAAACAAAAAAAUGAUGAACUCGAAGAAUUAAAUCUUCGACUUGAAAAAUUAUCAAAAUCGAAUGUUUUUGAAUCAGCAUUACGUCAAGCUAAUAUAGAAAAAUUAUAUCUUGAAAGACGCCUUCUAGCUUCAACAUUAUCAUCAUCAUCAUCGUCGUUGAACUCGAAAGCCAAUGCACGGGUAAAAAUAUGUCUUCUUCCUUACUAUUGGCGCUAG